AUGAUCACCAGAUGGGAUGCAGGUGCAUUGAACAGCACCCACACCUCGCCGCUGGAGGGGUGGAACAGCCAGACCCAACCCAAACUGCAGCAGGGAGAAAGCACAGAUACACCCUCACAAACCAUGACAGGGACUGUCUUCUGGGGAUCAUUGGGGAUCAGGAGAGUCCGGCCAUCAGUCAACUAUUCUGGAUCUGCUCUCAUCUUCUCAAUUUCAUAUGAAGGGUGCCUUUUACAGGCUUUUAUCAUGUACUCAUUUGCCUGCUGUGAUUUGUCCAUUUUAGCUUUUAUGGCCUUUGACAGGUAUCUGGCUAUAUGUCGACCUGUGCACUACCACUCUUUCAUGACUGAGAGGAGGCUCUCUCAGCUGGUGUGUUUCUCCUGGCUGACACCUUUAUGCAUUUUCGCCAUCAAUGUCGUGCUCACAUCAAGACUCAAAUUAUGUGGAUCAAACAUUAAGAAGCUUUUUUGUGUGAACUGGGUAAUUGUUAAACUUGCUUGCACUGACACAGACACCCUUUCAAUUAGUGUUGUUUCAUAUGCAUCAAUAAUCAUUUAUGUUUUUCAUGGUUUUUUCAUAAUGUGGACUUACAUGCAUCUUAUUAAAACACGCGCAAGGUCCAAAGAAGACAGGGCAAAGUUUAUGCAGACCUGUGUGCCCCAUUUGACUUCUUUAAUCACACUCCUGGUUGUAAUAGUUUUUGAUUUGAUGUAUAUGCGUUUUGGCUUCACAGAUUUACCUCAAAGCCUCCAGAACCUCAUCGCUAUUGAAUUUCUCCUCAUCCCUCCAGUUAUGAAUCCUCUCAUUUAUGGAUAUAAACUUACCAAAAUACAAAGCAGAAUCUUGAGUUUAAUUUAUUUUAAACAAAAAUAA
Molecule: messenger RNA, 873 nt
Organism: Archocentrus centrarchus (flier cichlid)
Lineage: Eukaryota; Metazoa; Chordata; Actinopteri; Cichliformes; Cichlidae
Product: olfactory receptor 142-like
Exons: 2
Coding region: 1-873 (290 amino acids)
Biological process (GO): G protein-coupled receptor signaling pathway; detection of chemical stimulus involved in sensory perception of smell
Cellular component (GO): membrane
Molecular function (GO): G protein-coupled receptor activity; olfactory receptor activity; odorant binding
Source: RefSeq, a predicted model, not a curated record